This is a messenger RNA of Nerophis lumbriciformis (worm pipefish), 1071 nucleotides long. Lineage: Eukaryota; Metazoa; Chordata; Actinopteri; Syngnathiformes; Syngnathidae. The record is from RefSeq and is a predicted model, not a curated record.
AUGAGUCUUUGGGUGGACAAAUACCGACCGACAUCUCUCGGCAAACUCGACUACCACAAAGACCAAGCGUCACAACUGAAAAAUCUGGUUCAAUGUGGCGACUUCCCCCACUUGCUGGUGUACGGUCCUUCAGGCGCGGGCAAGAAGACUCGAAUCAUGUGUCUGCUGAGGGAGCUCUACGGCCCCGGCGUGGAAAAGCUUCGCAUCGAGCACCAAACUAUCGUGGCUCCCUCCAAGAAGAAGAUUGAGAUCAACACCAUAGCCAGCAACUACCACCUGGAAGUCAACCCCAGUGAUGCAGGCAACCAAGACCGCGUGGUGAUCCAGGAGUUGAUCAAGACCAUGGCUCAGUCGCAGCAGAUCCAGUCUAGCACGCAGCGAGAGUUUAAAGUGGUGCUGCUUACCGAAGUGGACCGGCUGACCAAGGACGCCCAGCAUGCUUUGAGGCGCACCAUGGAGAAGUACAUGUCCACCUGCCGCCUGGUGCUCUGCUCCACUUCUACCUCUAAGGUCAUCGGGCCAAUACGCAGCCGUUGCCUUGCUGUCCGCGUUCCCCUGCCCAGUACAGAGGAGGUGUGUCACGUCCUUACGUCAGUGUGCAAAAAAGAGGGACUUAUUCUUCCGACCGAGCUGGCCAAACGGAUCAGUGACAAGUCGGGGCGCAACCUUCGCAAAGCUCUGCUGAUGUGCGAGGCCUGCAGGGUGCAGCAGUACCCGUUCUCGCCGGACCAGGACGUCACAGAAACUGACUGGGAGCUGUUUCUCCGCGAAACUGCCAACGCCAUCGUCAGCCAGCAGACCCCGCAGAGACUGUUUGAGGUGAGAGGUCGUCUGUACGAGCUGCUGACUCACUGCAUCCCUGCUGACAUUAUCAUGAAGGGUUUGGUGAGGGAGCUUCUGAACAACUGUGACGGGCACCUGAAGCCAGAGGUGGCGCAGAUGGCGGCGUACUACGAGCAUCGACUGCAGCUGGGCAAUAAAGCCAUCUACCACCUGGAGGCCUUCACCGCCAAGUUCAUGGCAAUCUACAAGAAGUUCAUGGAAGACGGCAUGGACGCCAUGAUGUUCUGA